AUGCCAAAAGCUCAAUCGGGUUACAUGAGGAGGUUAAAACGUAUUUUGUUGGACACUGGAGAGAAAGCCAAUGCAGAUUAUAUUUCCUCCCUAACAUCAGUUCUGAAGGAGCACAACACUUCUAUAGACAAGAUAGUGAUAUCACACUGGCAUCAUGACCACAUAGGUGGUGUAGAAGAUGUUGUAGGGUGCCUUCCUGUUAGUGCAGAUGUCCAUAAGUUUCCCAGAGUUGAUCCACCAGAUGACCCUCUGCCCGAGUCUGUUUCACUGAAAGAACUGGUGAACCAAGAGGAAAUUCAGGUCGAAGGAGCCACGUUACGUGUUCAUCACACACCCGGUCACACAACUGAUCAUGUUGUACUUGAACUUGCUGAGGAGAAGGCAGUAUUUAGUGGAGACUGCAUAUUAGGGGAAGGAACAGCAGUAUUUGAAGAUCUUCACAGCUACAUGGGUUCACUUAAGCUCAUACUAGCCCUGACACCAGAAGUUAUAUACCCUGGUCACGGGCCAGUAAUUGAAUCACCCACGGAAAAGAUCCAGAUGUACAUUGAUCAUCGCAACCUGAGAGAGAGCCAGAUUAUCAAAACCCUGAAGGAGAGUGAAAAGAAAUAUUUAACAGCAAUGGAGCUUGUAAAAAUAAUCUAUAAGGAAACUCCAGUACUACUACACCCUGCAGCUGCAGUAAAUGUUGGCCAUCACUUGCAGAAGCUGUUUAAGGAUGGAUUGCUGCAUGGCAGGAAUGACAGCUGGUGCCUCAAGAGCCGCAAAGACCAGUUAUAAGUUUAGAUUCGUUGUUGUUCAUUUGUUGAGAACUUUAUGCUGUUAUAAUUUUUGGGCAUUCUUUUUACUUCUAUUUAAUGCAAAUAAUUUCUGCACAAUUAUCUAAAAUUAAUGUUGACAUUGAGAUGAUUUUAAAUGUCUGAGUUCUUUUUGUACCACUCAUUUUUCUUCUCAAAGAAUAUGACAAAUAAGAUGAUAAAGUCUUACACUAUCAGUAAUACUUAAAUUUAAUAUUUUUUUCUUUUUAAAGAAAGGGGUCAAAUGUUUUAAAUAUAGAAUGAAGUGUGCAUGUAUACAUGUGGGUGUGAUAGAGAGAAAGACAAAGUAAUUAUAAUUUACAGUAAUUGUAAAUAUUUUGUUAAAAAUUGUUUGGGGUUAUAAUUAUAUUUUACUUACUCUAAUAUAUAUAUUUAAUAUGGAAUGUGUUUCCUCUUUUUCCAAUGUGCCAAAUAUAUGAGACAGUGUAUAUGGGAUCAAUGUAAAUUGCACUAAUAAAUCUAAAAAUAUAUUUUCAAAUAAUAAA
Messenger RNA from Penaeus indicus, 1303 nucleotides. RefSeq names its product endoribonuclease LACTB2-like. Gene Ontology annotation, molecular function: single-stranded RNA binding; RNA endonuclease activity. The transcript has 6 exons. Bases 1 to 780 code for a protein of 259 amino acids. The record is from RefSeq and is a predicted model, not a curated record. Gene Ontology annotation, cellular component: mitochondrial matrix. NCBI's taxonomy places the organism in Eukaryota, Metazoa, Arthropoda, Malacostraca, Decapoda, Penaeidae.